AGGACAUUGGGACAGUGACACAGGAAGGGAGAAGUUUUGUUCUCUUUGGACUCCCAUAACAAACACCAGUGAACACGCAGGUCCUUUCUCCCUGAAGCCGCUGACGGAUGUCCCACCCUGGGUAGUGAAUGCAAGGGACCAUGUGUGCAGUGCUUACGGAGUCUGUUAAUGGGUGUCCUGCUCCCUGGCAGUCCACCCACCAGGCAAUGCACUGAAUGGGCCUGUGAGACUGAAUGGGGCUCUACGUAACGGCAGCCAAUUUUCCUGGUCAACAGGGAGGCACGGUGCCAAGGCUGUGUGUGAGAGCCUGCUGCUGGGAGGGUUUACCCCUUUUCCUCUGUUCCUGAGCCCUGGGGAGUGGCAUGGACUGUUCUCUGCUCAUCCUGCAGAGACCUGGGAUGCUCUGGGCUACUCAUUUGCUCCCUGUGACCAGCACUGCACUUACACAUGUUCAAAGGAGGUUCCUGACUCCGCAGUGGAUCUUCAGAGGUAGGAGCACUGCAGAAGUCCUGAGUAUCCUGGAGCUCCCAUAUAGAACAGGAAAAACCUAUUAUGGGAAAGCUGCUAAUAGCAGAGGAAUGAACCCAGUUGCACAGGUGCUGCUCCAUUAUGCUUCUACAACUGGAGUGGGGCCAGAACACAACUCCAGCUCGACUUCCCUCUUCUCCCCCAAAAAGAGCCAUUUGAGGACACUGAAGCUCAGUCCAGAUCUAACUUUCACAGCCAACCCCUUUCUGUGUAAUAAACUGUGCCUAUGUCAGCAGCUGGUGUGGUGCAGCAGGAAGCAGAUCCACAGAGGUGGCUGCUUUGUGCCACGGACUUGCCGCACUGGACACUCCCUGGGGUCUGAGCAGGCUGACAGUUUGGUUAUAUGGAAAGAGAGUGGCAUUAAAAUGGUGCUCUCAGACCCAGGAGAUGAGGCCACUGUUUUACCUGAACACAUGCCAUGGGGGCACACAAUGGGUUGGGUGAGGGAUGCUGCUCUCCCAGGACCUCUUGCAACACAUCGUCUUGGAGAUGUUUCAUAAGGCAGGGAUGAAUUCCCCCCCUUUGGACACGUGUCGCCUCCCUCAGUGAACUAAACAUUCACAUGUCAUAUCCUGUUCGAGGAGUUGUUUUAAUGGAUGCGCUGCCAACAAAGACACUUGGGUUUUGAUGGCUGAUCCUUUGCAAUUGUAACGGCAUUUAAUGAAAGGUUUUGUCUUUGGAAGGACAAAAUAUCCUUUAUCCAGCUUCAACUUUUGAAAGAAACACCACAAAUAUUUUUGGAUUGGAUGUGAAAUGUUGUGUAAAUUCUGUAAUACCAAGGGGGAAAAUAUGUCCUUUCCUUAUUAACAAACUGUAUAUCAAAACAAGAGUGCUUAAAGCCUAAAUGGUUUUAUACACAAUGAAUUCAUCAGAGUUUUACAUCCCCAGUAAGGGGAGUAUUUAAAUACAGACAAAAUGUGCAAAAAUAAUUUAGAUAUGAAACUAAAGA
Neopelma chrysocephalum (saffron-crested tyrant-manakin) is the source of this 1477-nucleotide messenger RNA. RefSeq names its product translocase of outer mitochondrial membrane 20 (gene TOMM20). Gene Ontology annotation, biological process: protein targeting; tRNA import into mitochondrion; protein import into mitochondrial matrix. The record is from RefSeq and is a predicted model, not a curated record. The transcript is spliced from 9 exons. Bases 363 to 1028 code for a protein of 221 amino acids. Lineage: Eukaryota; Metazoa; Chordata; Aves; Passeriformes; Pipridae. Gene Ontology annotation, cellular component: mitochondrial outer membrane translocase complex; mitochondrial outer membrane. Gene Ontology annotation, molecular function: transmembrane protein transporter activity.